Messenger RNA from Aaosphaeria arxii CBS 175.79, 1191 nucleotides. Its product is annotated as mannitol-1-phosphate 5-dehydrogenase. Lineage: Eukaryota; Fungi; Ascomycota; Dothideomycetes; Pleosporales. Bases 1 to 1191 code for a protein of 396 amino acids. Gene Ontology annotation, cellular component: cytosol. The transcript has a single exon. Gene Ontology annotation, biological process: mannitol catabolic process. The record is from RefSeq and is a predicted model, not a curated record. Gene Ontology annotation, molecular function: mannitol-1-phosphate 5-dehydrogenase activity.
AUGUCUCCCACAAAGAAGGCUGUUCACUUCGGCGGUGGCAACAUCGGCCGCGGCUUUGUUGCCGAGUUCCUUCACAACUCCGGAUAUGAGGUCAUCUUCGUCGAUGUGAUGGAUAGUAUUAUCAAUGCUCUCCAGUCCACAAAAUCCUACACCGUCACCGAGAUUGGCGAGGAUGGCGAACGCACCUUUACCAUCGACAACUACCGUGCCAUCAACAGCAAGCACGAGCUCCCCAAGGUCAUCGAGGAGAUCGCUUCGGCUGACAUCGUCACCUGCGCCGUCGGCCCCAACAUCCUCAGGUUCGUCGCCGAGCCCGUCGCCAAGGCCAUUGAGGCACGCACACUCGAUUACCCUCUCGCUGUCAUUGCUUGCGAGAACGCAAUCAAUGCCACCACAACCUGGAGGGGUCACAUCGAGAAGUACAUUGAGGAGAAGCUCAACAAGGAGACCCUCCAGUCCCUCGACAAGCGUGCUCGCUUCGCCAACUCUGCCAUUGACCGCAUCGUCCCCGCCCAGGAUGCCGAUGCCGGCCUCAAUGUCAAGAUCGAGAAGUUCUUCGAGUGGUGCGUCGAGCAGAAGCCCUUCGAGAAUGGCGGCAAGAAGCCCGCGAUCGAGGGCAUCCACUACGUCGACGACCUCGAGCCCUACAUCGAGCGCAAGCUCUUCACCGUCAACACCUCGCACGCCACGGCCGCCUACUACGGCUACAACCGUGGCAAGCAGUUCGUCCACGAGUCUCUUGCUGACAAGGAGAUCCACGACAUCAUCCGCAAGGUGCUCGGCGAGACGGCAAACCUCAUCGUCAAGAAGCACGGCAUCGACGCCAAGGAGCAGGACGAUUACGUUGAAAGCAUCAUCUCUCGUAUCUCGAACCCCACUCUUCAGGACAGAGUGGAGCGUGUCGGUCGUGCCCCUCUCCGCAAGCUCUCCCGCAAGGAACGCUUCAUCUCCCCCGCUGCCGAUCUCAUCGAGCGCGGCCAGAGCAUCGACAACCUCUUGGGUGCCAUUGAGGUUGCUCUCCAGUUCCAGAACGUCGAGGGCGAUGAGGAGUCGGCAGAGCUUGCCAAGGUGCUCAAGGAGAACAACUCUGAGGAUGCCACUGCCAAGAUCACCGGUCUUGACAAGUCCCACCCUCUCUUCGCAAAGGUUGCACCCAUCGUCCAGAAGGUGCAGAAGACUUCUUCUUUGUAG